AUGGAAAAAAUCAUUCAGGACCAUCUUCAUAUGCGUAAGGUAUCCGCUCACUGGGUUCCCCGGCUGCUCACACCUUUCCAAAAGCAGGAACGAAUCGAAUGCUCCCUGGAUCUUUUGACCAUGUGCCACGGAAACCAGGAGGACUUUUUCAACAGACUGAUUGCACAGGAUGAAAGCUGGGUCCAUCACUAUGAUCCGGAGACUAAAGUCCAGUCGAUGCAAUGGAAGCACUUGGACACACCGCCUCCAAAGAAGGCAUGCGCCCAGCCCUCGGCGGGCAAGGUCAUGCUCACAGUCUUUCUUUUGGGACCAGCACGGAGUAGUCUUGAUGGAUUUCCUAGCUUCGGUGCCACGAUUACUGAGGCAUACUAUACUUCACUGCUGAGAAAAUUGCGGGAGGCCAUCAAAAGCAAGAGAUGUGGCAUGCUCACCAAAGGUGCCCGCCUUCUGCAAUACAAUGCCCCAGUUCACAACUCACAUGUUGCCCAGAUGGAAGCACGCUGCUGCGGCUUUGAAAUUUUACCGCAUCCCCCUUAUUCACCCGACCUCGCACCAUCGGACUUCCACCUCUUUCCAACAAUGAAGUCAUAUUUGAAGGGCAAGCAUUUUCCAGGUGAUGAGACUCUGAUUUCUGAAGUCACAACAUGGCUUUUGGGGCAACCUGUUGACUUCUACAAGCGAGGUAUUUACAGUUGCAUAAAAAGAUGGGAGAAGUGUGUGUCCCUGGGUGGCACCUAUGUAGAGAAGGACUAA
Molecule: messenger RNA, 753 nt
Organism: Dermacentor silvarum
Lineage: Eukaryota; Metazoa; Arthropoda; Arachnida; Ixodida; Ixodidae
Product: histone-lysine N-methyltransferase SETMAR-like
Exons: 1
Coding region: 1-753 (250 amino acids)
Molecular function (GO): nucleic acid binding
Source: RefSeq, a predicted model, not a curated record